AUGACUCUUCGUUACUUUCCUCUCAUAUCACGACUACAACAGUUAUUCAUGUGCAGCAAGACAUCAACUGACAUGUUAUGGCAUAAACAGGCGUGUAAUAACGAUGGUUUGCUCAGGCAUCCAAGGGAUGCUAAUGCAUGGAAAACGUUUGAUGCAAAGUAUACUAAUUUUUCGAAGGAUCUGCAUAAUGUUCAUACAUCUUUCAUUCUAUCCACGCUUAUUCCUGGGCUGAAAAUGCCAGGUAACGACAUAGAUGUUUACUUGCAGUCUUUGGUAGAUGAGUUAAAGCAAUUAUGGGAUGGCGUUGAAACGUAUGAUGCCAAAGAGGGAAACACUUUCAAGAUGUGUGCGGAACUAAUGUGGGCUAUCAGCGACUUUUUAGAAUUAGGAAACCUAUCUGGCUGGAAUACGCACAGUGGAAAAAAUGUCUGUGACAAUGUGGUCUUCACUAUCUUAAACAAUAGCAGCAAAUCAAAAGACGAUCUUAAAGCUCGCAGAGAUUUACAAUGUAUGGGCAUAAGGCCUGAAUUGUGGUCAGGUGAAGGUGAUAAAUAUUCUUCUGCAAUAUUUGUGAUGUCAAAUUCACAGAGGGAUGUAUUCUUGAAGACUCUGCAGAGUGUGGUCUUUCCAGAUGGCUACUCUAGUAAUGUUGCUCAUUGUGUUGAGUUACGACAGCGCAAGUUGUCUGGGUUGAAAACUCAUGAUUGCCAUAUUCUAAUGGAACAAUUACUCCCGAUUUUGGUGAAGAAUGCACUUUCGAGUCCGGUGUCCAAUGUGAUUCUUACUGACCUUCAGAAUCAUGUUGUGCAAAUCCUGUGUCAAAUGGAAAUGAUUUUUCUUCCAUCUUUCUUCACCGUUAUGGUUCACCUCACGUUGCAUCUCGUUGAUGAGGUAACUCUUGGUGGACCAGUACAUUAUCAGUGGAUGUAUCUAAUAGAAAGGUAUUUAGGACGUUUGAAGCAAUAUGUUCGUAAUAGGGAACAACCAGAAGGCUCAAUUGCAAACGGCUAUUUAUCUGAGGAAAUCCUGACUUUCUGUUCUAGAUAUUUGGAUAAUAUUGAGACUAGAAUCAACCGACCAGGGAGAGUUGAUGAUCAACCCGUUGAUGUUACACAUAGUUUAGGGGAAACUAUGUUCCUAGUUAUUGGAAGGGCAUUAGGGGCUGUUUCGCAUUUCGCACUCACUCCAAUGGAAAAAGAUCAAGCACAUCGUCAUGUGCUAGUCAACUGUGAUACCGUGGUUCCGUUUGUUGAUACAUUUUGGAAAAAGACAAAGCGAAGCUUACAGGAUCAAACAAGGUCGCAAUCUAAGAUAGAUAGUAUUGUGCAUGCGGAAUUUCGUCGUUGGUUCAAGCAUGAGGUUCCAAUAGAAAGUACGCUUCAUUUGAAAGAAAUGAAGUUGCUUGCGUGUAGUCCCAUGAUUCAGGUAAGACGUUUUAGGGCGUACAAUAUUAACGGGUGCAAGUUUAGAACUAUCACAAAGGAAGGCGGGCUGAAAAUCCAAAAUAGUGGAGUAUAUGUAUCAUCUAAUACAAGAAGUUAUGCAAGCAUGCGUGAUAAUAGAGCGGCUGUUGGUAGUGUUCCGUAUUAUGGAAAAAUUGUGUGCAUAAUUGAAUUGAAUUAUAGCUAUCAUUUCACAGUGGUAUUAUUUAAAUGUGUUUGGGCUGAUACCACUACCAGUAGAGGCAUCAAACAAGACCAUUUAGGGCUUACCAGCAUUAUUUUUUCUCAUCCAAUACACACUGAUGAUCGAGAAGAAGAUGAACCGUACAUAUUGGCAUUAGAAGCUCAGCUUGUAUUCUAUAUGGAUGAUGAAGUAGCUAAGGAAUGGAGUGUUGUGGUUCAUGUGAAACCACGAGAUUUGUAUGACAUGGGAGAAGAGAAUAAAGAAGCUGAAGUUUGUUUUUCUCCACAGCCAGAGUUGAACAUGUCAGCGGAAGGUGACAUUGGAGAUUUACUGUUGACAAGGGAGGAUGAUAUAGAAAACCCCACAGAAGAUGCUUCAGAGAAUUUCGAUGAUGUCGCGUAA
Messenger RNA from Arachis stenosperma, 2028 nucleotides. RefSeq lists its product as uncharacterized. Lineage: Eukaryota; Viridiplantae; Streptophyta; Magnoliopsida; Fabales; Fabaceae. The record is from RefSeq and is a predicted model, not a curated record. The coding region runs from base 1 to 2028 and encodes 675 amino acids. The transcript is spliced from 7 exons.